AUGUCCACCGAACGCAAUUUCAACAUCGCCGUCGUCGGCGGCGGCAUUGCCGGCGUCACCCUCACCAUCGGCCUGGUGCGCCAAAACAUCCCCGUCACCCUUUACGAAUCCGCCCAAGCCUUUGGCGAGAUAGGCGCAGGCGUUGCCAUCGGCGCCAAUGCUGCGCGCGCCAUGUCGCUGAUCGCCCCCGAGGUGCGGUCGGGCUUCGAGAAGGUCGCAACCUUCAACCUGUGGGACAGCAAGAAGCACAUCUGGUUUGACUUCCGGCGCGGAAUGGGCCACGGCGGCAGCGACGCCAACGCAAACCAGGGCGAGCUGAUCUCCUCGGUGCCGGGGCCCUCGGGCCAGGCCGCCGUGCACCGCGCACACUUCCUCGACGCCAUGGUCGACCUGGUGCCGGAUAACGUCGCGAAGUUCGGAAAGAGGUUGGACCGUAUCGAGACGCUGCCUGAUGGCAACGUGAAGCUGCACUUCUUGGACGGCACCGAGGCCGUGCACAGCGCCGUCAUUGGUUGCGACGGCAUCAAGAGCCGCACCCGUCAGAUCCUCCUCGGUGACGACCACCCCGCCGCAAAGGCCCGCUUCAGCGGCAAGUACGCCUACAGAGGCCUGAUUCCCAUGGAGAAGGCCGCCGAGCUGCUGGGCGACGAGCUGGCUCGCAACAGCCAAAUGUACCUGGGUUACCACGGCCACGUGCUGACCUUCCCUAUUGAGCACGGUGCCACCAUGAACGUCGUCGCCUUCGCCAGCAGCAAAAUCUGGGAUGAGCCCAACUGGGUCGUGCCGACGACCAAGGAGGCGCUGCUCAACGACUUCGCCGGCUGGUCCAAGCACGUGCGCGACAUCAUGUCGCUGAUGCAAAAGACGGACAUCUGGGCCUUGUUCGAGCACCCGCCUGCGCCCUAUUACACGCGCGACCGCAUCUGCGUCAUCGGCGACGCCGCCCACGCCACCACCCCGCACCAGGGCUCCGGCGCCGGCAUGGCCGUCGAGGACGCCUGGCUCAUGGCCGCCCUGCUGGCCGACGUGAAAGACGCCAAGGACGUCCAGGCGGCCUUUAACGCCUUCGAGAAGGUGCGCAUCGACCGCACACACAGGCUCGUCACCACGAGCAACGAGGCCGGCCGCCUGUACGAUUUCGAGCUGCCUGGCUGCGAGGACGAUGUGAAGAAGAUUGCCGCGAACUUGCAGUCGCGGAUGAGCUGGAUCUGGGAGGAGGAUUUGGAGAGGGAGCUUGUGGAUGCGAGGAAGGUCUUCAAUGAGGAGGUUAGCAAGGCGAGUUUGUAG
Messenger RNA from Lasiodiplodia theobromae, 1287 nucleotides. Its product is annotated as Mannitol 1-phosphate dehydrogenase. Gene Ontology annotation, molecular function: FAD binding. Bases 1 to 1287 code for a protein of 428 amino acids. The transcript is spliced from 2 exons. NCBI's taxonomy places the organism in Eukaryota, Fungi, Ascomycota, Dothideomycetes, Botryosphaeriales, Botryosphaeriaceae. The record is from RefSeq and is a predicted model, not a curated record. Gene Ontology annotation, biological process: secondary metabolite biosynthetic process.